AUGGGCAUGGACAAGUCCGGAACGAUGAUUUGCGAUCUGUUCGAGAAAAACAUGUGUACCAGAGGCGCGAACUGUCCAUUUCGCCACGUAACUCUUGACAAGCAUGUGGUAUGCAAGCACUGGCUCCGAGGAUUGUGCAAAAAGGGCGACGACUGCGAGUUUCUUCAUGAGUAUGACAUGGCAAAGAUGCCCGAGUGCUACUUUUUCUCGAAAUUUGGCCGUUGCGAAAAUCGUGAUUGCCAGUAUCUUCAUAUCGACCCGAAUUCGAAAGUGAAAGAAUGUCAGUGGUACGCGAGAGGAUUCUGCAAGCAUGGGCCUCUUUGCAAAUCAAGACACGUCAGAAAAGUAAUGUGCCAGAAUUGGCUGGUUGGUUUUUGCCCGCUUGGUCCAAAAUGCAAAUAUGCUCAUCCGACUUUCGAUCUGCCAACUGUGGAGGUAAAAUCGAACAUCAUGUGCCACGCGUGCAGACAGCCCGGCCACAAAAGCACCCAUUGCCCAAAUCUAAUCAAGCGCGAGUAA
Molecule: messenger RNA, 519 nt
Organism: Oikopleura dioica
Lineage: Eukaryota; Metazoa; Chordata; Appendicularia; Copelata; Oikopleuridae
Source: the annotation of a GenBank genome assembly